This is a messenger RNA of Vespa mandarinia (Asian giant hornet), 1248 nucleotides long. It is a transcript of the gene Samtor, whose product is annotated as S-adenosylmethionine sensor upstream of TORC1. Gene Ontology annotation, biological process: negative regulation of TORC1 signaling. The record is from RefSeq and is a predicted model, not a curated record. Lineage: Eukaryota; Metazoa; Arthropoda; Insecta; Hymenoptera; Vespidae.
UAAGGGUGAACGUCAUCAAAAUCAUAAGAAGAUACGAUGACACAUAUAGCUACUGAAAAUCUUUCUAUAGUUACACACAGGCGCGCGUGCCCACACACACACACACACAUUCCAUGCGUACCGAAUAUAAGUAUGGCGACCGAAGAACACAAACGAUUAGCUAAUGUUGUUAAACAAAUUCAUGCUUUAUUACGAAAAGAAUGCGAAGAAUAUGGUGCAGAAAUAGCAUGGCAAAAACAUGUAAGCCGUAACGACGUUUUACAGAAAUAUGUUAUGUCGAUGAAGGAUCUUGCAACUACGCAUUGGAAAGGCAAUAAUACAGAUUCUUUAAGUGGAACUUAUUGUAGAAUAGAAUGGAUCAAAACUCAAUGUAAAGAAUAUUUUUUCAAUGGUGGCAAAAAAAAAUAUUCUAAUAGGGAAUUUAGUAUAAAAGGAAAAAUGGGUGAAUUGUUGAUAUUAAAUGGUAAUAAUAUAGAGGAACAAAAUAUGUUGGUCUCCAAACAUAAUUAUUAUAACGAUAAGGAAUUGUUAAAUGAAGGAGAACAAACAUUUCAAAAGAUUUCAGUAUUAGACGUAGGAAGUUGUUAUAAUCCUUUUGAAAUGGAAGAUAUGUUCAAAGUAACGGCAAUAGAUUUGGUAGCUGUUCAACCUAACGUUUUACAGUGUGAUUUUUUAAGCGUCGAUAUAGGAAGAGAACAAAUCCUAUCUGCAGAUAAAAAACAAAUUUUACAAUUACGCGAAGAAUCAUUUGAUGUUGUUGUAUUUUCUUUAUUGUUAGAAUAUAUGCCAUGUCCAAAACAAAGAUAUCUUUGCUGUAGCAAAGCAUAUAAUUUAUUGAAGAAAAAUGGUAUAUUAUUUAUUAUUAGUCCUGAUUCGAAACAUGUCGGUGCAAAUGCUAAGUUAAUAAAAUCAUGGAGAUAUGUUUUAUCCAAGUUGGGUUUUAUGAGAAUUAAAUAUGAAAAAUUGCGACAUAUACAUUGCUUGAUAUUUAGAAAAUGUAUUUACAAAGAAGUGGCACUGAGGUGGGCAAACAUGCAAACUUUUUCAGAGAGCAACAUAUUGUGUCAAAGCGAAGAUAAGAUUUUUAUUCCUCAAGAUUUUAAAACUGUUGACGAUAAACAUAAUAAUGAGAGUAGUAAUCAUGACAUACAUGAUUUACUUUGUUCCUUCAAUGAAUUACCUUUUGCUGAAUUAUAACAUUAUUUCUACAUAAGAUUUUUUACUUUAAUUAUUAUUAUAUUAUACAUG